Racocetra fulgida is the source of this 214-nucleotide messenger RNA. Lineage: Eukaryota; Fungi; Glomeromycota; Glomeromycetes; Diversisporales; Gigasporaceae. The record is from the annotation of a GenBank genome assembly.
AUGUUAGAAAAUUACCAACCAACCAAAUUAAACCUCGAAGGCCUAUUAAUUGACCUAGUAGAAACCAAGACGGGAAAGCAAUUUCUUUCUUGCCAACUAGAUGGACAACACUAUCGCGGGUUCAUUAUUGAGAAACGAACCAUCACGGAACAGGGAGGAUAUAAUAGCGAGCGUAUUAACAAAUUCACUUACUUAAAGCCUUGUAAUUGGGAAG